AUGAUUAACAGGAAGCGCUCAUACUCAUCACGUUCCCGUUCCAGGUCAUCAGGAUUCUAUACACCAAGACGAAAAAACCGGUCCAGAUCCAAUGAACGCUCUAAGUUCAGUUCUUCGUUGAAAGAAAGAAAUCGACAGAGGUCACAUUCAAAAAAUCUUGACUACAGUCCUCGACGUUCUUUAAGUCCUGCUGAGCGAAAGUCGAAGUUUUCAAGGCUUAGAAAACCUGAAAUACAAUCAAGUGUUAAUCCAAUCGCUGACUUUCAGACUGAAGGUGUACGAAGCACUGCACGUGAUUCACAUUCUCCUAUAUCUUUAACAGAACGUUUCACUCGUCUGACAAAUUCAGGGACGGCUGUAUACAAUAAACGCAGGUAUGGUCGUUUUGGAGAUAACCAUCGUCUUCCACAUCUUAUACUUACCAAUAAUACAAAGCUCCCCCCAGCAACUCUUAUGCGUCAGGCUAAAGAAAUUUCAAUUGUCAUAGAGCGAACAUUUCCUCUUAAUAUGGACUUAUCAACACAUGAAAAACCUGUGACAUUUGAUUUUCGUCAUAGUCACAUUGUAAUCCCACGUCGUCCCAAUGAAGGUUACAAACCUAUAUUUGAUCGUCCUGGAUUAAAGUUUUACAAUACUGAAGCGGAUGAAGUUCAGAUUUACAAACGUUUAGUGGACACGAUUUCCUCCUCAAAUACACGAAGAUCCAAUAAUAUGGACAACAAAAAAGAAAGUGAGUAUCACGACAUAAGUCAUUUUACAGGUCCCGGUCGAUUUUAUGGCAGUCGAGUAGAUGAACGUUUGAUGGAUUCAAAGCGUACUUAUCCGUUGGAUCCUUCAGAAACUCCGAAAGGACAUUCUUAUUAUCUUCAUGAUGAUCGAACAGAUGAUGGGUAUGGUCCGAGGCGCCGAUGGAAUAAUAAAUCCGAUCGUUUAUACUCUUCUAGUUACCAACGUGAUCGUCGAUCUCGCCGCACUUCUCCUUCACCACGAUCAUCUCGUUCUGAGAUUAAACCUAAAAAGUGGCUGCACGACAAAUUUGAAGAGAUGGAAGGGGACAAUAGUUCACAAAAACCGAUCCCAAUGCCUGUUCCUGCUCCCAAACCUAUAUUAUGGUCUACUAUUGGGAAGGAAAUCUUGAAUGGAAAUAAAACUGUUGUAAGUGAUGACCAAAAUUACAGCCCGAAUAGUGCGGCCAAUCAAUCACCGCUAACAGACAACGAAAAUACUACGAAUACACUAGAGACAAAAGUACAAUCAGUUGUGGCCAAUUCAACUGUUCGUAGUAAUGAAAAAGUUUCUACCAAAGAAGAGCAUUUCAACAGUGAAGUUUUCCAUCUCGAUGUUGAUCAUGUAUUUGAUGAAGCUAUUGAACGAUGA
Messenger RNA from Schistosoma mattheei, 1377 nucleotides. NCBI's taxonomy places the organism in Eukaryota, Metazoa, Platyhelminthes, Trematoda, Strigeidida, Schistosomatidae. The record is from the annotation of a GenBank genome assembly.